AUGGCGUCCGAACCACCGAGCAACCUCAGCAACAACCCCACCAUCCUCUCCUCACCCUUAAUCGCCGUCACCGCUGCCAACGGCACCGCCCACUUCUCCGUCCACAGUGCCACCCUCCUCGCCCACUCCCCACCACUAAACUGUGCCCUCACCGGCCCGUGGAAAGAGUCAACCACCCAACAAAUCGACCUCCCUGACUGGGACGGCCCCACCGUUGCCCGCUUCCUCCAGUACCUCUACAUUGCCACCUACUCCUCCGAGCCGCACACCCUCCUCCCUCACGCCCAGCUCUACGCCCUCGCCGACUACAAAGACGUCCCCGGCCUCCGCCAGCUCACGCUCACCCGCCUCGCGCAGGCACUCGAUGCCCCCACUGGCGCACCCCCAACAACGACGAUGCUGCCACCGCAACCACCGACGCAGUCGACCUGA
Molecule: messenger RNA, 432 nt
Organism: Morchella importuna
Lineage: Eukaryota; Fungi; Ascomycota; Pezizomycetes; Pezizales; Morchellaceae
Exons: 2
Coding region: 1-432 (143 amino acids)
Molecular function (GO): protein binding
Source: RefSeq, a predicted model, not a curated record